AUGUGAAUAGGCUAAUUUCACCACAAAUCCAAAAUUGUGAGAAUGGCAAAUAAAGUAGAAAGAGUGCCGGAAAGUAUUAACUUUCCAGCCGAAGAGGACAAAAUCUUAGAAUUUUGGAAAAAAAUCGAUGCUUUCCAGACUUGUUUAAAACAAUCCAAAAGCAGACCAAAGUACUCAUUUUAUGAUGGACCACCAUUUGCAACAGGACUGCCUCAUUAUGGUCACAUACUUGCAGGCACCAUAAAGGAUGUGGUCACGAGAUAUGCUCAUCAACAGGGCUAUCAUGUAGAAAGAAGAUUUGGUUGGGAUUGUCAUGGACUUCCUGUAGAAUUUGAGAUUGACAAAACUUUGGGCAUUAAAGGUCCAGAAGAUGUACAUAAAUUGGGUAUUGACAAAUACAAUGCAGAAUGCCGAAAAAUUGUGAUGAAGUAUGCUGCUGACUGGGAGAAUAUUAUCACUCGUAUGGGUCGAUGGAUUGACUUUAAAAAUGAUUAUAAAACUUUAUACCCAUGGUUUAUGGAAUCCAUUUGGUGGGUUUUCAAGGAACUGUACAACAAAGGCUUGGUGUAUCAAGGAGUGAAAGUGAUGCCUUAUUCUACGGCAUGUUCAACUCCAUUAUCUAACUUUGAAUCUGGACAGAACUAUAAAGAAGUUGUAGAUCCAGCUGUUGUUGUUUCGUUUCCUACUGAUAAAGGAUAUUCCUUACUUGCUUGGACUACCACACCUUGGACAUUGCCUAGUAAUUUAGCUCUUUGUGUAAAUCCCAAAUUGAUAUAUAUCAAGAUUCAAGAAAAUAAAACUGGCACAUGUUAUGUCAUUCAAGAGUCUAGGUUUCCCGUUAUCUUCAAAAACACUACAGACUUCAUGAUUCUUGAGAAAUUUCCUGGUGAAAAACUAAAGGGCAUUAAAUACACCCCUGUAUUUGAUUACUUUGUGGGACAGUGUCCUACUGCUUACCAAGUCUUGACUGAUGGUUAUGUCACUGAUGAUUCUGGUACAGGGGUUGUACAUCAAGCCCCAUAUUUUGGAGAAGAUGAUUUCCGGGUAUGUCUAGCUGCAGGACUAAUCACCAAAGACCAGGAAAUUAUUUGUCCUGUUGAUUCCAGUGGUCGAUUUACAGAGCCUGUCAAAGAUUUUUUAGGUCAACAUGUGAAAGAUGCAGAUAAAAACAUCAUUGCCAAUUUAAAAGCCCGCAACCGUUUAGUGCAGCUUGGACAAGUAAAGCAUAGCUACCCAUUUUGCUGGAGAUCAGAAACACCUCUGAUUUAUAAAGCUGUGCCUUCAUGGUUUGUUAGGGUGGAGCAAAUGAGCCUUGACUUGUUAAAAUCAAGCGAAGCAACAAAUUGGGUUCCAGAAUAUGUAAAGGAAAAGCGGUUCGGAAAUUGGUUGAAAGAAGCUAGAGAUUGGGCUAUUAGUCGCAAUAGAUAUUGGGGUACACCAAUUCCUUUGUGGAUUUCUACUGAUAAACAAGAAGUGGUUUGUAUUGGAAGUAUUGCAGAGUUGCAGGCUUUAACAGGAAAAGAAAUUACUGAUCUACACAGAGAAAGCAUUGAUCACUUGGAAAUACCUUCAAUGAGGCCUGGACAACCUCCCCUGAGGAGAGUAUCUGAAGUUUUUGAUUGUUGGUUUGAGUCUGGUUCAAUGCCUUACGCGCAAUGUCAUUAUCCAUUUGAGAAUAAAAAGGAAUUUGAAGAAAUAUUCCCUGCUAAUUUUAUUGCUGAAGGUAUAGAUCAAACAAGGGGCUGGUUUUAUACUUUAAUAGUGUUGUCAACAGCUUUAUUCAAGAAGCCACCAUUCAAAAACUUGAUUGCAAAUGGUUUGGUUUUAGCAUCUGAUGGACAAAAAAUGUCGAAGCGAAAGAAAAAUUAUCCUGAUCCACUUGAAGUAGUAAUAAAAUAUGGUGCUGAUGCAUUACGUUUGUAUUUAAUCAAUUCACCUGUAGUGAAAGCUGAAAAUCUUAGAUUUAAAGAGGAGGGUGUCAGAGAUAUAGUAAAAGAUGUGUUUUUGCCAUGGUAUAAUGCUUUUAGAUUUUUGAUGCAAAAUGUUGAAAGAUUAGUUCAAGAAGAUCAUGUUGAUUACCGAUUCAAUGAGAAGGCAAUUCGCGAAAAUGUUAUGGAUAAAUGGAUAACCUCAUUUACCCAGUCUUUGAUACAAUUUGUGAAGAAAGAGAUGGCUGCUUAUAGAUUGUACACAGUUGUGCCACGUCUAACCAAGUUUAUCGAUCAUCUCACAAACUGGUAUGUGAGAAUGAAUAGAAAAAGACUAAAGGGCGACAAUGGUGGCGACAAUGGUGUACAAGAUUGCCAAGUAGCUCUCGACACAUUGUUUGGGGUCUUGUUUGACAUGGUCAGAGUUAUGGCACCAUUUACACCUUUCCUCACUGAAUUUAUGUAUAAAACUUUACGAAAAUUACUGCCUGGAGAUUCGCUUGAUAGUGUACAUUUUAACAUGAUACCUGAUCCGAGAAUCGAACUAGUCGACACUAAUAUUGAAAGAGCAGUCCAGAGAAUGCAGUCUGUUAUAGAAUUGGGAAGAGUUUUGAGAGAUAGAAAAACGAUUCCUAUAAAAUAUCCAUUGCCCGAAAUGAUAGUUAUUCACCGAGAUACGACUUACUUAGAUGAUGUGAAAUCUUUAGAAAAAUAUGUUCUUGAAGAGAUGAACGUAAAAAAAUUGGAAUUGACAAGCGACAAAGAAAAAUAUGGUAUUACUCUAAGAGCCGAGCCAGAUCACAAGAUACUAGGGGCGCGUUUGAAAGGAGACUUCAAAGCUGUCACGCAGGCAUUAAAAUCACUCGAUAAUAAUCAGUGUGAAAAGAUUAUAACUAAUGGUUUUGUAGAUCUUGUUGGUCAAAAGAUUGAUGUGUCUGAAAUUAGACUUAUUUUCCAAGCUACAGGCAGUGACCAGUAUGAAGCGCACAGCGACAAUGAUGUACUUAUUUUAUUAAAUGUAACCCCCGAUCAGGACAUGCUUGAUGAAGGUUUCUCUAGAGAAAUUAUUAACAGAGUACAGAAACUAAGGAAGAAAGCACAUCUUGUACCAACGGACGAGGUAGAUGUGUAUUUUUCAGUGGCCAAAACGAGUGAUAUUCUGCGCAUUAUAAACUUACAUCGCGAAUUUAUAGAAAGUACAGUGCGAGCGCCCCUCAUACCCAUCGAACAGUUGUCACCAACGAAACCGCUCAUUGUCGAAGAGGCCCAAGAAUUAAAGGGCUCCCAACUAAAGUUAGUGAUAACGUGGAGGAAAGAUGUGGAAUUACCUUCAAAUCAAUGGGCGAAUAUAGUACUACAAGGUUUGACUCCUAGAUUUGGCGUCACUAGCAACCAAGCAAGUAUUAUUUUAAAAGAUAACGAGAAUAAAUUUAUAUCUUUGAAUAAACUCUAUGACGAAGUGAACGUUUUGUUCGGUCUUUACGGCUUAAAAUAUACAUUGUGGUGCGAUGGUUCGGAGGUAAAAGAUACGAACAAUUUAAAUACGAAAACAAUAAUUGCUUCAGCCGCAGCGCCCACUCCGCACGAUUCAAAAACGGUUCCAGCUUGUAAGUUCGUUAAUGUUGCUAAUGGUACCAAAUCAUUUACGUUAUUUUUAGAAAAUCCACUGGGAAAAGAAACUUUGGAUCGUGCAAAUGCCGUAAAAUUUGUUACUCAAUACUUAGAAAUUAAUCCUGUAGAUGUAGAGAAGCAAAUUUUCAAAUAAUAAGCGGAUUUCAUUAAAUUAUGCUAAGUAUGUUUAUUUAUUUAUGUGAAACAGUUUUAUUGCGCAAAAAGCCUAAACCUGCUUCUUAUUGGGUACUCUAAUAAAUAAAUAAAAA
Messenger RNA from Bombyx mandarina (wild silkworm), 3808 nucleotides. It is a transcript of the gene IleRS, whose product is annotated as Isoleucyl-tRNA synthetase. Gene Ontology annotation, biological process: isoleucyl-tRNA aminoacylation. NCBI's taxonomy places the organism in Eukaryota, Metazoa, Arthropoda, Insecta, Lepidoptera, Bombycidae. The record is from RefSeq and is a predicted model, not a curated record. Gene Ontology annotation, molecular function: aminoacyl-tRNA deacylase activity; ATP binding; tRNA binding.